AUGCGCAGGUACCCCCCAAGUAUUCAUGCUGUCUUCCUUUGGCUUCCAGGUGUGGCUCGUCCUUUCUCGCACCCGGAUCAGGAGCAGGGCAGGGAGAAGAUGCCUUACUCGGUGGAAACCCCCUACGGCUUCCUGCUGGAUCUGGACUUCCUCAAGUAUGUGGACGACAUUGAGAGGGGCCAGACCCUCCGGAAGCUGCCCCUCCACCGCAAAGCGAAGGGGUUCAAGCAAUCCCAGAGUGACCCCCGCAGCCCAAUGGGGGGCUGGGCCUCUACCGAGUCCCUGUCCUCCACCACCAGCGAGGACGGGAAGCCCCCCUUCUCCCCACGGCCCCGAACGGCUUCCUACGGAACCAAGGACCUCGCCGGCAAAGACGGCUCCUUCCCAACAUCUCCUGCGCCCGCCGCCCAACGUCUCCCUCCAGCGUCUCCUGAUUCCGUGGGGAGAGGCCGCCGGGUGGAGACCACCUUGCUGGAGACCAGCAGGCGGCUGGAGGAGGCACAGCUGAGUUUGCUGACCGGUGGGGGGCCUGCGGUGCCCAAGAGGACGGACAGCACUUCCAAAAGCAGCGCGUGUCCCCCCAACUCCGCGUCCUCUCUCUCCGGGGACAGCCAGGCUGAGUCCGUGAAGACAAGCCCCCCCAAUUCAGGAAGGAGCACCCCGGUUCCAGCCGUCAGCCCCGCGCACCUCCAUCAUGUCCGGGAGCAGAUGGCUGCUGCCCUUAAACAGCUAAAGGAGCUGGAGGAGCAGGUGAAGAUGAUCCCCCUCCUGGAGGAGCAGAUCUGCCAGCUGAAGCGGGAGAAGGAGCAGAUGGCGGCUGGCUUGGGGGAGAAGGGGGAGGUUGAAGUCGAUGAGACGGGCGUCUUCCGCUUCCCCCCAAGACAAGCCCUCAAAAAUGGGGCUGCUUGUCUGGACAGAGGAGGGCCCCAUCUUGAGAGUGAGGGAGAGGCGACCAAAGGAAGGACAAGUAAGAUUGCAGAGCUGAAGAAACUGACCGAGAGGCUGACCGGUCCAGAGAGGCCUGGGAAGAGCAGAGGAGGGGGGCGGCCCUCAAGAGCAGAGCAGCCCAGCCAGAGGUCCGUCGGAGUCGGAGAGGAGGGAGACAUGAGUGACGUCGUUUGCUACUACCGGAGCCAAAGGCCGUGCCGGGAAGUGGCCGUUGGGUUCGAGACGGAGACCUGCGACGCAGAGGUGUGGGUGAUGGAGUCCUUCCUUGGGGUCUCGUCGGCCGCAGAGGAGGAGAUGCAGCUGGUGCAGCAGAGAGUCCAGCAUCAACAGGCCGUCAUCGCCAUGCUGGAGGGGAACCUCAAGGCGGCCACCGAGGAACUGGAGGAGUUGAGGGUGGAGGUUUGCUCCCGCAGGCCAGGCAGCCUGGUCAGCCGAGCGACCUUAGCCUGUCCGGAGACGGCUGAAGCCUGCGUGGAGGCCGUGACGUCCACCAGGUGCCAGGCUGUGGGCAGCCACGUCGAAACGGUGGAGGUCGGUGUCCAGAGCUUUCAGCAUGUGUCCCACGUAGGAGUCGGUUGCAACUUGCAAGGGGACUCGAAUGCAGAAGCAAAACUCGCCAAGGACUCACAACGGAGAAUGUCACCGAUCCCCCUGGGGACGGAGCAAGAGGGCCAGAAAGGGCACCGCGGACCCACAAUGGCAACGCCUCAUCGUGGCACAGCUGAGGAGGGGUCUGGCUCAGAAGACUCCCGUGGCACGGAAGGGACACCAGUCCAGCUGGCUAUGAAGACCACAGAACUGGAUACCGGCCCAUCAUUGCCCCUGGGAAUGAGUGGCAAGCGCAGCCAUGAGCCCAAUGGAGCACAGGGGGUUUCGGGGACUGGUG
Molecule: messenger RNA, 1834 nt
Organism: Thamnophis sirtalis
Lineage: Eukaryota; Metazoa; Chordata; Lepidosauria; Squamata; Natricidae
Source: RefSeq, a predicted model, not a curated record